AUGUUAUUCAACCAAGUUCUGAGCCUUGUCUCCCUCGUCGCUCUGCCUUUGGUAGUCAAUGCCAGUUGCAACGUCCACUUCUACUCGGCCUCGGGCUGCUCUGGCUCCUCGACCGCCUCUUGCGUCCCUGACGACACUUCGGACGGUAGAUGCUACUGGACCACGUGGGUUGGCUCCAUCUAUUUCGAAGGCUGUGAUGCCAAUGAAAACGUUGCAUUUGUGGGCUGCAACGGAUCGCCUUAUACCUGCGCCAAUGCCUGGAGCAUUGACGUUCCGCCCACCUUCAGCGGCUGUUCGGAGAUUGGAACCUAUGAUGGCUUCGCCCACACCUACGACCCCAACGACACUACUUGCUCGGACUGUCCCGAUCUUGCCAUCCCUAUCAUGUCCGUCAAGCGGGUUUUGGUCAUCGCCGGCUCGGACAGCUCAGGUGGCGCUGGAUUAGAAGCUGAUCAGAGGGUUCUCGCUGCUCAUGGUGUUUAUGCUCUGACAGCGACGACGGGUUUAACGGCCCAGAACACCUUGGGGGUGCAAGACAUCUUUAUCGUCCCUGCACAGUUUGUGAAGAAGCAGAUCAAUGCUGGGUUGGAAGAUGUGGGAGCAGAUGUUGUCAAGUUAGGGAUGCUCUCCUCUGCAGAGACAAUCGAUGUCAUCGCUGAGGCCUUGACUUCGCAUCAAAUCCCCUCCGUGGUUUUGGAUCCGGUUAUGGUCUCUACGAGCGGGUCUCAAUUGUUGCCCGAAGUAGCUGUUCAAAGUCUGCGCACAAAGCUACUACCCCUGACGAGCAUCCUCACCCCUAACGUCCCUGAAGCGAAACUCUUACUAAAAGAUGCCGGACUGGACGUACAAGAACCGAAGGACCUCUCCGACCUCAUUCAACUCGCAGAGCAAGUUCGUGCUUUGGGUCCCAAGGCCGUCCUUUUGAAAGGCGGUCAUUUACCGCUUACAGCCGCCCACAAGGCGGCGCAGAACCCGGAAGAUGCGUCAACAGUGAUCGAUAUUCUGUAUGACGGAGAGAACGCGACCCUCUUUGAGACUGACUUCCUGGUGUCCAAGAACACUCAUGGCACGGGCUGCUCUCUGGCGUCGGCCAUCGCAGCCAAUCUGGCUCUUGGGAAAGAUCUGACACGAGCAGUUCACAGUGCUGUCCGAUUUGUCGAAGCGGGAAUCAAGACAAGUGUUGAUAUGGGCAAGGGAAGUGGGCCAAUCAACCACUUUCACUCCGUGUAUUCCUUGCCUUUUGCGCCCGGCCGUUUCCUGGAGUAUGUUCUCGCCCGACCUGAUGUCCGUCCGAUCUGGAAGAAGUUUACAGAACAUGAUUUUGUUCACGGCCUGGGCAGCGGCAAGCUCCCUGUGGAGCGAUUUAAGCAAUACUUGGUUCAAGACUACCUCUACUUGGUCCAUUUCGCCCGCAGCAACUCGCUGGCUGCUUAUAAAGGAAAAUCCAUGGCGUCUAUUGCUGCGUCUGCCAAGAUCGUAUUACAUAUCGAACGGGAGACAGCCUUGCACUUGAACUACUGUGCCUCCUUUGGCUUAUCCAAGGCAGAGAUGGAGAGUCAUCCUGAAAGCAUUGCCUGUACGGCAUACAGCCGGUACAUUCUCGACGUGGGACACUCUGAGGAUUGGCUCGCACUGCAGAUGGCUCUCGCACCCUGUCUCAUCGGUUACGGAGCCAUUGCCAAGCGACUGCACACUGAGAAACACACCCUUCGAGAGGGCAAUCGCUACUGGCAGUGGAUUGAGAAUUAUGUUGCCGAAGACUACACAGAGGCCGUCCGAUUGGGAUCUGGUAAGGAUACAAUUCCUCUUCGCGAAGCCUACGUGCCUGACAAAAGAGUUUUAGAACUACUGGAGACACACAUACGACAGGCCUCACCCAGUCGGAUGGAGGAACUGAUCAAGAUCUUCAUCCGGGCAACGGAAUUGGAAAUCAGCUUCUGGGAUAUGGGAUUGGGUGACCACUCACGAGCGCACAUGACUUCAUUAAAGGCAAUAAAGCAUAAAUCAAAGAACACGCUCAACAUCUUCCUCCAAAACAAAUGGGACAUCAAUGAACCGACAAGCGAGCUGAAGCCUCCAGCGCUUGGAUAUGCUAUUGAAGACGAGGAGAUGACCAUUUGGCUUCUCGAUCAUGGAGCAGACCCAAACCGACAAUGUUCGAUUGACCUCACGCCAUUGUCUUAUGCCGUUGAACGUGCUUCGCUUCACGCCAUCAAGCUUCUUCUAGAUCGCGGAGGAGAUGUCCGCAAGGGUGCUAUUGACCGACAGGCGGAUAUCGUCGAUGUGCUAGCCAUGCUCCUUGAAAGGGGUGCGCCAUUGAACUCGAAGAUAUAUGAGAGUCAUUAUUUCUCAUGGAGACUAUAUUACUUCAUGGGUCUUGGCACCGCUCUACACAAAGCAGCAGAGUUAGGCAAGAUAGAUGCAGUGCACUAUCUGAUCAGCCAAGGGGCAGACACCAGCAUCAAGGAUGCAACAGCUCGGACUGCAUUGGACUGUGCGACAAUAUCUGGUCAUCUGGGAAUUGUUAAGCUGCUUCAAUCAGAAAAGGGAAAAAUGCCACUCCUGAUCACUAUUUGUUAG
Messenger RNA from Aspergillus thermomutatus, 2580 nucleotides. Its product is annotated as putative thiamine biosynthesis protein (Thi-4). Gene Ontology annotation, biological process: thiamine biosynthetic process. The transcript is spliced from 11 exons. Lineage: Eukaryota; Fungi; Ascomycota; Eurotiomycetes; Eurotiales; Aspergillaceae. Gene Ontology annotation, cellular component: cytosol. Gene Ontology annotation, molecular function: hydroxymethylpyrimidine kinase activity; phosphomethylpyrimidine kinase activity; protein binding. Bases 1 to 2580 code for a protein of 859 amino acids. The record is from RefSeq and is a predicted model, not a curated record.